UUUGGGUUUAAAGCCCAUAAAGUCAAGACUGAACCCAAAAGGCCCAAAUACCAGCUGUAACUCUGCUGAUUUCUCACUUUCCCUGCAAGUCUGCUCCUAUCAAAUGAUUUUCUUCUUCCUCCUCCUAAAACCCUAGCAAUGCUCUCUCUGCAACUCUGUUCCGCGAACCCUAAACCGGCGUUACUAAAUCCGUCAUUUAAACCCUUUUUAAAUCCAAGAACCCUAAAACCCCCAAAACCCUACGAAAAACGAAAGCUCAUCGCCAUUUCUUCAGUCCUUCAAUGGAAUAGAAAGCCUGAGCUGGCAGGCGAGACCCCGCGCGUGGUGGUUAUAACAUCCGGGAAAGGCGGGGUCGGCAAGACCACAACCACCGCCAACGUUGGACUUUCCUUGGCCCGCCUCGGAUUCUCCGUAGUAGCCAUCGACGCCGACGUUGGCCUCCGGAACCUAGACCUCCUCUUAGGUCUCGAGAACCGCGUGAACUACACGGUCGUCGAGGUCCUCAACGGGGAUUGCCGACUGGACCAGGCAUUGGUUCGAGACAAGCGCUGGUCAAACUUCGAAUUGCUUUGCAUUUCUAAACCCAGAUCGAAACUCCCCAUCGGAUUCGGUGGGAAAGCGUUGGUUUGGCUGGUCGACGCGCUGAAAGCGCGUGAAGAAGGUUCUCCGGAUUUUAUAUUAAUCGAUUGCCCGGCGGGGAUUGAUGCAGGGUUUAUAACGGCCAUAACGCCAGCAAACGAGGCGGUUUUGGUGACGACGCCGGAUAUAACUAGCUUAAGAGACGCGGACAGAGUGACGGGGCUUUUAGAAUGUGAUGGUAUAAGGGACAUAAAAAUGAUAGUGAACAGAGUGAGGACGGAUAUGAUAAAGGGCGAAGAUAUGAUGUCGGUUUUGGAUGUGCAAGAGAUGUUGGGGUUGGCAUUGUUAGGAGUGAUUCCCGAGGACUCCGAGGUUAUCAGAAGCACCAAUAGAGGGUACCCGCUUGUCCUGAAUAAGCCACCUACGCUUGCUGGAUUGGCGUUCGAGCAGGCCGCUUGGAGGCUUGUUGAGCAGGAUAGCAUGAAGGCUGUUAUGGUUGAGGAGGAGCCCAAAAGGCGUGGAUUUUUCUCAUUUUUUGGAGGGUAGCCGCAAGGGGCAGUUUGUUUGGGGUGGGGUUGAUCUUGGUGAGGUCUUGAGGAGCUAUGUACAGUGAGUAAAGGUUGGUGGCCUUUUGAUUCUUGCUAGUGAUUUUGAAGUUUCUUUUGUUAGAUAGCGAGGCUUGUUGUUGUAGGGUUCUGAUUUCUAGGGAAGGUGUCUGUUUGUUGCAUUCGGAUGAUCUUCACUCAAUUGUAUUCUUGGGGCGUGGUUGAAAAUUUUGUUGUUGUGAAUAUAUUGUUGUUUCAAGAUUUUAAUCUUCUGUAUUUAUUGAAUUGAAACAUUUAAUUGCUCAAUCAAUCUAUUGAAUCUGAUGAAUCAAAAUCA
Messenger RNA from Theobroma cacao (cacao), 1461 nucleotides. It is a transcript of the gene MIND, whose product is annotated as septum site-determining protein (MIND). Gene Ontology annotation, biological process: negative regulation of cell division. Gene Ontology annotation, cellular component: cytosol; cytoplasmic side of plasma membrane. Lineage: Eukaryota; Viridiplantae; Streptophyta; Magnoliopsida; Malvales; Malvaceae. Gene Ontology annotation, molecular function: ATP hydrolysis activity; ATP binding. The record is from RefSeq and is a predicted model, not a curated record.